Messenger RNA from Chlamydomonas reinhardtii, 10253 nucleotides. RefSeq lists its product as uncharacterized. Gene Ontology annotation, molecular function: nucleic acid binding. The transcript has 2 exons. Gene Ontology annotation, biological process: DNA integration. Lineage: Eukaryota; Viridiplantae; Chlorophyta; Chlorophyceae; Chlamydomonadales; Chlamydomonadaceae. The coding region runs from base 731 to 9655 and encodes 2974 amino acids. The record is from RefSeq and is a predicted model, not a curated record.
GGCGUUAGUCAGCUACAGCGUGCAGCCCGUGUGCAGCGGCUCAGCAGCCUACUGCCACGUCGUCUGCGCGCUACCUGCGGGCUCCGAGACCUCCCAGGUCCCCACACCCGAGCCAGUGCUACGUCUACGAGGCUACCGUACUACUAAGUGACUCUGAGUCACCGGCUUCCAGCAUUCCAAGAGUCCGAGACAUCACGAGCCUCUCAGGCUGGCGCAACGGGAGCUGCACAACCUUCUCCGUCUUCUGCCGCCGGUGCAUCCUGAGCCAAGACCUGACGAAGCAGCCGACCGGCCCGUAGGGGGCACGCGGUCGGGCACGCAGUAUUCAGGGAGUCGCCAGCCUUCACCAGCCAAGCAGUCGGCGGGCUCCAGGCAGCGCAGUCUUUCCGUUCCACGCCAGUCUCCGGCCAAGGCGACAGCUUCUGCGGAUCGCCAAGCCGGUAACAACAGCGGUGCAGGGCCCUCGGCCCCGCGCAUUAGACCAACAGUAGACAACAGCAGCGGCAGCCAGCGCGCCGGUUCACGCACCGACAGCCGGCACACUCAGUCUACCGGCCAGGCGCCUCCACCGCCUGUCGCCGCGCCGCUCUUACUUCAGGCAGCGCCCCCGCUCCCCGCGGCCGCGCCACCUCCGCCACCUGCACCCCUCGCGUUGCAGGUGCCACCGCAGGCACUCCCAGUGCCGCAGUUGGCUGUGCACACCUUCUCCGACUCAGACGACGAACGGAGCAUGAGCAAGCAGUUCAAACCCAUGGAUCCCUGGGAUCACCAUCAGGUGCCUCCGCUCGGCAAGCAGCUCAGAGAGGACCUGAACAGCGCGCGCAAGUACCACGGCAACUGCGCGUAUGAUGCGGUUCCGGCUGACGAGGCGCUGCGCCUCAUCGACGCCGGCCCCGACGUCAACACCCCGUACCACUUCUGGUGGUCCAAGGAGCGUCCCACGCUCCAGGCGCGCGCGCUUGCCCACCACCUUGCGGCCAACCCCGCGCCAGGCGGCCAGCAACCGCCGCCCCUGUGCGGCCACCACGUGCUGGACUUCUACAUCCAGCUCCUGCACGACCAUUUCGCCCUGGACCGCGCUAGCUACUACGAGGACCGCUACAACAGGCUGCAGCAGGAGGAUGAGCAGACGCCGUCUUCGCUGCUGGCUGAGAUGCGGCAGUGCGAGCCGCACCUGCACGCCAUGCCGCAGGACAAGUUCGCGAUGGACUUCCUGCGCAAGCUGCACCCUCGCAUUGUGACCAACGUCAGGAACCGCUGGGACAUCAUCCCCGUCACCAGCUGGUACGGCCGCCUCUCCGACAUCGCCAAGGACGCCGACGUGGUUUGGGACAACCACCGGCGCGAGGCUAGCUAUCAGAAGCGCAUCACCGCGGUCUCUGCAGCUGCCAGCGCGCCCUCGGCUAACCCGAGCACCUCGGCGCCAGCCGCGCGCAGCUCCAAGCCCUCGUCCAGCUCCAGCGGCCCCGCCGCGGCACCCAAGGCCUCGUCCAGCUACUACUGCCAGCACCACGGCGCCAACCGCUCGCACAACACGGAGAACUGCAACGUGCUGCAGAGCAAGCGGUCCACUGCGCUGGCCACCAGCUCCGGCCCGCCGCCCUCGCAGCAGCAGGAGCUGGCGCGCAUGUUCAACCAGUUCGCAGCUCAGUUUGGCUUCAACGGCUACUCGGCGGCGGCUACCAGCACUGCUGCUCCCGGUGCGGCGACCAAGUACCAGGCGGAGGCGGACCGGCGCGGCGCCCGCGGCCGCGGCUAUGGCGGCGGCAGCGGUGGUGGCGGCGGCGGUGACGCGGCCGCCCGCGCAGGAGACGUGGAGCGCUGUGACUACUGCCGGCUGUCUCACCCCGGCAUCUGCUACGUCAAGUACCCCCACCGUGCUCCGCAGAACUACCGGCCACGUGCGCAACACCUGCAGGACCUGUUCGCCUACAACCUCAGCAGGGCUCCCCUGCCUGACACCAAGGCCGGCAACGAGCAGGCGGGCGGCACCAAGCAGGCGGCUGGCAACGAGAAGAACGCCGCCGCGGCGGUGACCGGCUACGACGACGGCGAGGACGAGCUGUACUACGGCUACGUGACCGCCCUGGCGGACGAGAGCCCAGCAUCCAGCAGCAGCGCUUCGGCCUCCCAGGCCGCCGGUCGCCGCGGCUACUGGUUCCUCCACGGCGGUGACAACUGCGUUGCGUCCACCUGCAGCCAGCCCUGGGAUGAGCCCGACCUCGCCUGCCUCUCGGUGGCCUGCGCCGAGCUCAGCCCGGACUCCUGCGCAUGCGGCGCCCUCGUCACUGGCCUGUGCGACAAGCUGAUGAUGGAGUGCGAGGCUCCUGAGGGCGGCCCCGGGGGCUCCCAGCCCGCGCACGCCGCCGAGCCGCUGCUCGCGGCGAUGGCCACCCUCAAGCAGCAGCCGGCGCCGGUGGGCUUCCAGCCGGCUCCCGCCGGCACGCCGGCGGAGCCGCCGCAGCAGCUUCUGAGCCCGUCACUGGCGCCGCACAACCAGGUGGUUUCCUCCGCAGUCACGCUGCUGCAGGCCAAGGCUGACCGUCUUCAGAAGGACAUCAGCCAGAUGGUGAGCGAGUUGGCCGGCGAGACCCGCUACCAGCUCAUGAUGGUCGCGGCGGCCUCCCAGGCCGCUGAGCGUGCAAGUGACAAUCCGCCCGCGGCCACGUGCGCCACCUGCACGCGUGAGAUUGGCGUGCCUGUCAACUUCUGGACCGACACGCCCUGCAUGUACACGGUCGCCAACGCCCCCCUGGGCGGCGCGGCCGAGGGCUACAAGCUGUCACCAGACUUCCGCCCCAUCACCAGCGUGCCACCGGACGAGUUCACCCGCCAGCUUGAGGAGAAACCCGCACUGAAGGCCUACUUCGACAGCAACCCGGAGAUGUUCUACUGCAACGUCGGUGAUGUGGCUGUGGGCUUCGCGCGACCGCGCAACCAACCUCUGCACGCCCUGCCCCAGGUGCUGCGUGACCACAGCGCCAGCGUCAACAUCGUGACGUCGUCCUUCGUGCGCCUGCACCGUCUGCCGACUCGACCAACCACUUCCCGUCUGGCUACAGCUUCCAGCAGCUCUGAGCGACAGCAGCUGGAGCUGGUGCACGAGCAGCUGGUGGUGAGCAUCAAGCCUGGUUCGGCCUUCAACGUGCGCAUCCCCAUGACCAAGACCCUGGUCGUAGGAGACACACACCUGUUUGACGUGCUCCUGGGCAACGAGCAGAUGAAGCCGGUCGCCGACUAUGUCACCGUGCUGCCGAAGGCCAUGCUGCACUACUUCCCCAACGUGCUGGAGUUCCCCGACUGCAUCGUCAGCCUGCCACUGCACAGCGCCAACGGCGUGCGGGCGGCCCUGGCCUCCGUCGAGAACUAUGCAGCCUGCUGCACCAGCCUCUGCGACCCCGUCGCGAAGCUGGGGGGGGGAUGCAACUCUCCGACUGCGCUCGGCAACAGCACCAGCAGCAGCGGCACCGUGCCCGGCAUCGCCAGCAGCAGCACCGAUGUGCCCGCACCCUGCCAGGCGCCCAGCGGCACCGCGCCCAGCACCGCCGGCGGCACUGGCGUGAUCAGCGGCAGCGUGAGCGCAGACUGUGCGGCCUACCUUGACCGCCUCCUCGCAGCCCGCCUCGCCGCCGGGACGGAGCUCACACCAGCUGAGACGGAGGCACUGGAGCAGGCACUGAUUGCAGCAACGGGGAAAUCCUCCAGCAUUCACUGCGACCUGAAACCCCACAACUACCUGCUGGAUAAGCCGGUGCUGCCGACGCCCAAGCCCGCGGUGCUCAGCUGGCGCACGCGGGGCAGGCGCCGGGUGCGGUGGUACUGGCGGCAGUCCCUCGACCAGACCAGCACUGACGGCGACUCCCAGGCUACGCAGUCCCACUGCUCCAGCGGCGGCAUCAAGUCCGAGGCCCCACUGCACACCGCCAGCGCCCAGUCCGACGUCCAUCCGCCCACCGGCAUCUCCGACGUCCCUCCGCCCACCGGCAUCUCCGAGCCCAGCACCGUCAUCGGCAACGCUACUGCGGCUGAUGCCGCCCACGCCGCUGGCGGCAGCGCCAAGGCUCCCGCAGUGGGCUGGGCAUCCAAGGCCGCUUCGGCUCUGAGCCAGGCGGCCGUCAAGGGCAUGAGCUACCUGACUCUCCCUGGUCUCCAUGGCCGCCAGCGUCGGCGCCGUGGGAGGCACUUUCAGCGGAGCACCGGGUCUGCAGGCUCUCCAGCACCUGGAGGCCGUGCAGGCGGCGCUCAGCACCUCAGCAGCGCGGGCCCCCCGGGCCUCUCGCACGUGCUGGCCAGCGUCGAGUCGUUCACCUUUGAUGGCAAGAUGGCGGCUGCCGCCUCCGAGCGCUACGAGAAGGACAAGGACGGCGGCUGGGUGUGGGGCAACGCUGUCGGCAUGACGCCUGAGCACGCCGCGCUACUACGGGCCACGGUGCGCACCCGCAAGUCCUCUGCCUUCGCCUACAGCAUGGAGGAGCUUCCCGGUUACUCUGGUGAGCUUGGCGCCUUCCGUCUGGACCUGACCACCGACAAGCCUGUCAUCCAGUCACCGCGCCGCUACAGCCCCAAGGAGGUCGAGGUCAUCAAGCAGAAGAGUGCUGAGCUUCUCAAGCCCGGCAUCUGUGUUGAGUGGACAGGCCCCACCCAGGUGGCCGUCAACCCUGUCAUCGCCGCCAAGCGGGACGAGGCCACCGGGCUCUGGACAGGAGCACGCAUGGCGCAAGACUACCGCCCAGUCAACAAGGUGACCAAGCCCGACAAGUACGGCCUACACCGCCCAGAAGACAUCUUCCAGAGCGUGGAGAAGGCGCGUUUCUUCAGCAAGCUCGACAUGCGUCAGGGUUUCCUUCAGAUCUCCAUUCACAAGGACGACUACGGCAAGACGGCGUUCUGGUGCGGCAAUCGUCUGCUCGCCUACACCCGCAUGCCCUACGGUCUCAAGAACGCGUCCGCCGCCUUUCAGCGCCGCAUGGACCACGAGCUGCGGCGUGCCGGCCUGGACAAGGUAGCUGUGGCCUUCAUUGACGACGUACUGAUUGCUACCGAGACCGCUGAGGAGCACGUCGAGGCAGUAGCAAGAGUGCUUGACACGCUCGCAGCGUGCGGGCUCCGAGCCCAUCCUGACAAGUCCAUCUUCGGCGCCGACGUUAUCGAGUACCUUGGCCACAACCUCUCCACCUUCGGCAUCUCGCCUCAUCAGGCCAAGGUCGCCGCAAUCUUGGCCCUCCAGCCGCCCAAGAACGUCUCGGAGCUUCGUACGCAGCUGGGCUUCAUCAACUACUACCGCUGCUACAUCCCGAACAUGAGUGAGAUCGCCGCGCCGCUGAAUGAGCUGCUCAAGAACGACGCGCGCUGGCGGUGGGGGCUGGAGCAGGAGGAAGCGCACCGCGCGCUAAAGGAGACCUUCAUGCGGCCCGAUGUCGUGUUGCGCCGCAUUGACUACAGCCGUCAACUCAUUCUCCACACCGACUUCUCCAACAAGGGCAUCGCCGCGGUCCUCGGCCAGCGCGAUGAUGAAGGUCGUGAGUACAUGUGCGCCUGCAUCUCCCGCUCCCUCAACAAGCACGAGGCCAACUACAGCUCCUACAAGGGCGAGAUGCUGGCGGUCGUGUGGGCGGUCAAGAUGCUACGCCAUCACCUUAUCGGCUCCGAUGUUCCCUUCAAGCUGGUGACUGACCAUCAGCCCCUCCUCUACCUCAUGAGCUCCGAGGGCCUCACAGGCCAAUAUGCCCGCUUCGCCCUCGUCCUGCAAGAGUACAACUUUGAGGUCGAGCACCGCCCCGGGAUCAAGCAUCAGAAUGCGGACGGGCUCUCGCGCAACCCUCGGCCCAGCACCGUGGACGGCUCUGGUGCCCGGCUUGACGAAGACGAUGACGACGGGCCGGCGACGCUACCGGCGGUGUCAACAAGUGAGGAGCCGCCAACCGCCGCUGCCGUGGCUGCCAGCCUCUCAGCUUGCGAGGUCGUCCACGUCGCCCUUGCAACCGCCGUCCCGCUGGCGCCCUUCUCUUCUGACUUCAUGCCCAGCACCGAGGAGGCCAUCUCCGGAUGGAACGGCUGGGGCUACGAGGCAGCCGCACCGCCGCCUGACGCUCCCGAUCGUCAGGGCAAGGCUGCCCGAGCAUUGCUGCGCAGCGCAGCACUCGAGUGGCGAGCGGCCAGCAAACUCCGGCGGCAAGGCAGUGGCUCACCCUCGGUGGCCCCCUCACCGUCGCCUGUGGCCGUCAGCGCCUCCGUGUGGUUCGACAACGCCCUCCGCCAAGGCGUCACGUUGUGGGAGCCUACCGGCGGUCUGGGUGGGGCCCUUGAUGCAGUCCUGCUCAACGGCAUUCCAGUCAGGCGCUACCACUACUCAGAUUCUUCACGUGAGGCGCGCUCCGCGCUUCACCACCGCCUCUCAGGCAUCACGGACCUGCGGCCGGAGCUAUUCCCUGCCUCCGCUUGGGACCAGACGCUUCUCUCUCUCCCGCAUGGUGCCUCGCACGUGGCGGAUGCGGACUUGCGGCUGCUGGGACAGGGCGGCGAGCCGAUUCUCAUUGCAGCUCAGUGGGAGUCAGGGGACGUCGUCACACAGGCUAACGUACUCAGCUUGGCGAGCCGCGCUCGUCAGCUGCUGGGCGAGCAGCGCGUAAUGCUGCUCUGCCACGUCUCCUGCACCAACACCAGCACCCCACCACCGGAGCAGCGUGCUGCCGAUGCGGCGGCCAAGGAGGCCUGGGGCCGCCCGCUCGUGUCAGACGCAGCGCGGUUCGGCUCUGGCUUCCAUCAGCUCUACCGCACGUGGACAACGCUAGCUGACCCCGCGGCCCUGCGUGACGUGGCGGAGUCAGCGACGCGCCCCGCCGCCUGUGAUGCGCAGUCCCUCUUGGGCGUCGGCCGGACCGUGCCCACCACUGCCAAGCCGCUGCGUCCUCCCUUCUACCCCUGCGACGUCGAAGGCAAGCCAGUGAAGGCGCUCAUGGCCUCCGCCGCCCGCGCCAACGUCAGCGCCGAGUCAGCCUCAGGCGCCUGCCCCAUCUUCGACGCCGAGUCAGGGCGCUACACACCUCCCACGGCUGAUGAGUGUGAGCGCCUGCUGGGCUUCGACGGACCUGUCACAUCGGCGACCGGACUCAGUGAGCAGCAGCGCAAGGCCCUGAUCGCAUCAGCGGCAAACGUCACGCAGCUGGCCAGCAUCAUCGCCAUCAGUCGCGUGCUGGCGGACGAGGUCAACGCUGGUACCCCCGCCAGUGCGGCAGCCCUGGUCACGUGGCGCACACCCGCCGGCGGCCUCGCCAUUCCUCUCACCCGGACCCCUCUGUCGGCCAAUGACACCAUCAUCGCAGCGCUCGCCUCCGCAGCCCUGGAGCCUGAGGCAGCUGCAGAGGCCGCCUCUCCUACGGACGCCUGGUCGGACGACGCCCUGCUGGACUAUCUUCGCACCGGUGCCGUCAACGCCAGCCUGCCCCAGGCUGAACAGCGACGCCUGCGGCGCCGUGCGGCCCGGUACCGCUGGCAAGGCGACCAGCUUCACAUCGUGGGGCUCGACGGCCGCCUGCGGCAGGUGCCGCGCCCUGCCGAGCGGGGUGAGCUGGUGCGGCGCAUGCAUGAGCAGGCAGGACACUUCGGCGUGCGCAGGACCUGCGCGCUCCUGCUGCAUUCACACUGGUGGCGCGGCAUCACGGACGAUGUGCGCAGCGCUGUCAAGCACUGCGAGGCCUGCGACCGCGUCAAGGCCUCCUACUCCAGCCGCCAGUCCGAGCUACACCCAUUGCCCAUCGGAGGACUUUUCUACCGCUGGGGCGUAGAUCUGUGCGGCCCCUUCAACCAGACUCAGCAUGGCAACCGCUACGUGAUGGUCUGCGUGGAGCACUUCAGCAAGUUUGUGCUCCUGGUGCCCAUACCGUCCAAGCACGCCCACGUCACUGCCCUCGCCUUCAAGCAACACGUGCUGGGCGUCUACGGUUCCUGCGCCGAGGUUUGCACAGACCAAGGCAGCGAGUGGAAGGGCGAGUUCGCCACAGUGCUUCUCGACGCUCUCAUCGACCAUCGCCAGACCUCUGCUGAUCAUCCCCAAGCCAACGGUCUCACCGAGAGGGCUGUGCAGACCUGCAAGAAGGCGCUCACCAAGCUGGCGCUCGGCGCCGGCGCUGUGACCGACUGGGACCAACACCUGCCGUCCAUUCAACUUGGCUACAACUGCUCCGCGCAGUACUCCACCAAGCUCAGCCCGUACACCCUCGUCUUUGCCAACGACCCCGUCGUCCCUCCUGCGGUGAGGCCUCGCUUUGACCAGGACCUGGACUUGGAUGACCCCGAGGCAGCGGCACGCUCCGUGCUGCUGCGCGCCGCCGCCCUGCGGCGGCACAUGGCCAUCGCCGGCGGCAACCUGGCAGUGGCGCAGCACCGUGACAAGCUGCGCUACGCCCGGAUGCGCGGCGGCGGCUACGACCCCAAGAUCCGCAAGCUGGAGGUGGGCGACUACGUCUACUAUCGAAACACCAGCGAGCGCACCGCACUGGAAGCCCAGUCGCGGCCUGACAUCCUUCGCGUGUGUGACCUGCGUCAGUCGGGAGUGGUGGUGCUCGAGGGCCGCUGCGGCACGCAGAUCACCACUCACGUCACGCACGUGGCACCCUGCCACCUGCCCAUUGCUGACACCGACACGGAUCCUCGCCUGGCACGCCCGUCUAUCACCCUGUCCUGCGAAGUCUGCAAGAUGCCCGACAACGAGGAGUGGAUGCUGCUGUGCGACGCCUGCGGCACGGGCUGGCACACGUUCUGCCUCAGCCCGCCUUUGGAGGGCAUCCCCGAGGGCUCAUGGGUCUGCCCUACCUGCAGCAGCAAGGGCGUCUCCGCGGACAGCCUUCGCCAGGAGCAGACGCAGCGGCGUGCGGCCACCGCGGUGCCCGCCAAGUUCCAGAAGCUGCAGGGAGCGCUCGCCAUGCGGGCAGCCAAGGGUCGCCGCGCGCGCAGUGCGGCCAACUCAGGCGUGGUCAGCUACGCAGGGCAGCGACGGCGUGUGCACCAGUUCCUUAUUGAGUAUCCCGACGGCAGCAGCGAAGUGGUCACCCACACGCAGCUGCGUCCCCGUCUCGUCUCCCAGCCCAGCUCAGCACUGGCCUCAGCCGUCAGUGCGGCCCCGGCGCUGCCAGCGCUCGUAGGCAACGCGUGGCCCGGGCGGGUCAGCUGCCCCGCGUCCACUGCUUCAGAGCUGGCGGCACUUUCCCAGGUGAUCAACAUUGAGCAUGCCUCGGCUAUCUACGCGCCCUGGAACGUGCCUGACGCGACCGCGGCCUGGCUGCGGGCGCACGGCUGCCACCUGCGGCGCGGCAAGCCUACUCAGGGAGCUGCGGCGGCGUCAGCGGAGUGUCUGCAGCGUGCCAGCGAUGACGGUGUGAAAAUGAAUGUGCUGUGGUGCGAGGCCGAGCCAUUAGUUGUAGAUGCGUGCCUUGACGAGGCCCGAGCGUUUGUUACUGAAGCUAUUAUUGCGCGCAUGCCCCGUGAUUAUGUUGCUACUGCCAGCAAGGCCCGCCUUGCCUGGCUGCGGAAGCGCCAUGCGUGCGGUGACCUGAUCAUUGCUUCGUGCGCGACGUGUGUGUGGCUGAUUUAUUUAGGAAAGGGUGUCAAACGGUGGGGGUUUGUCACCGGCGCGUCCGCCGGCGACCCCGUGCUUUGAUUCAGUUGGCGGUUUCAUCUCCUGGCGCACUAGGCGCACAUGUACUGUGGGUGCCUGCUUCUUCCAGCCCCGGCCUGCAUCUGCGCCGUGGCUGGGGGGGGGGAUAAACAUCAGGGCACGUUCUGUUAGCAUCAGCACGCAUCAGGGCGUGACAGCUGUCACGCCAGGGCGUGGGACCGGACAUGGCGUGGGACCGUGCCGGGAAAGCUGUGAAACCCGGGGUCAGAACCAGUGCGGCUGUCGAGUUGUGAGUCAGCACGUUACUAAGCAGGCACAACUCCCGUGUGCCGAUUACCGUAGCAAUGCUCUGUUUGGCCCUAACUGCCCGUAAGAGCUUGUGUGUUUGAGUGAGCUGGGUUUGUGCUGCUAGGUUAUGCGGAGUGAGGAAGUUGCGUUAUCCGCCAGUCUGACGCGCGGAGGCGGGCGGAAUGAGGCGGAGACAGGUUUAUCCGCCCCGGUAGCUCAAGACAAGUCGUCUUGUCUUGAACUAUCUGGUACUACUUGCUGGUUAGUGAUUUCAGAGACAACGACCAUUCUACAAUACUCGUGGAUAGCACGAAGUGCACAGACAGAGCCGCCUCUGUAACUUUGAGGAGAC